Messenger RNA from Nestor notabilis (Kea), 5431 nucleotides. RefSeq names its product chromodomain helicase DNA binding protein 2 (gene CHD2). The annotation marks the transcript as partial. Gene Ontology annotation, biological process: regulation of transcription by RNA polymerase II; nucleosome organization. Gene Ontology annotation, molecular function: chromatin binding; ATP hydrolysis activity; ATP-dependent chromatin remodeler activity. The record is from RefSeq and is a predicted model, not a curated record. Gene Ontology annotation, cellular component: nucleus; chromatin. NCBI's taxonomy places the organism in Eukaryota, Metazoa, Chordata, Aves, Psittaciformes, Psittacidae. The transcript has 37 exons.
CCACUCGGCAUCUGAAGAAGCCUCUGGCUCUGACUCUGCAAGCCAGUCUGAAAGCGAGCAGGGCAGCGAGUCAAACAGCAGCUCGGAGUCCUCUGAAAGUCAGUCUGAAUCUGAAAGUGAAUCAAUGGACUCGAAAUCCCAGCAGACCCCUCCUGAAACCAAAGAAAAACCGGCCUCUAAGAAGGAAAGGAUAGCAGAUGUUAAGAAGAUGUGGGAAGAAUAUCCUGAUGUUUAUGGGGUUAGGAGGUCAAACCGAAGCAGACAAGAACCAUCACGAUUUAAUAUUAAAGAUGAGGCAAGUAGUGAAUCUGAAAAUGAGAGCCCAAAAAGAAGAGGCCAGAAGCAGAUGAAAAGAACAAACAAAUGGAAAAGAGUUAUCUCUGGUGAAGAAGAGGAUGAAGAUGGAGGGGAGCAAGGCAGCAGUGGAGAGAGUGAGCCUGAACAGAAGAAAAUUAAAGCAAGAAGACCUGCCCAAAGGAGAACAGUGACCAAAACCAGUGUUAAAAAGACUUACAAACCACAGCGUGGAAAGAAGAGAAAGAAACCAGACUCCUCUGAAGAUGAUGAUGAUGAUGAAGAUGAUGAGACCCCCAAGAGGCAAACUCGACGAAGAGCAGCCAAAAAUGUCAGUUACAAAGAAGAUGAUGAUUUUGAGACGGAUUCUGAUGACCUGAUAGAGAUGACUGUGGAAGGAGCUGAUGAGCAGCAAGACAACUGUGAAACUAUUGAGAAAGUCUUGGACAUCAGGCUUGGAAAGAAAGGAGCCAUUGGUGCUUCCACUACAGUGUAUGCAACUGAAGCUAAUGGUAACCCAAGUGCUGACUUUGAUCCUGAAAAGGAUGAGGGAGAAGUUCAGUACCUGAUCAAAUGGAAAGGCUGGUCAUACAUCCAUAGCACGUGGGAGAGUGAUGAGUCCCUGCAACAGCAGAAAGUGAAGGGCCUGAAAAAGCUAGAGAACUUCAAGAAAAAAGAGGAGGAGAUCAAGCAAUGGCUGGGCAAGGUAUCACCUGAAGAUGUGGAAUAUUUCAACUGCCAACAGGAGCUGGCUUCUGAGCUGAACAAACAGUAUCAGAUAGUGGAGAGAGUGAUAGCUGUGAAGACCAGCAAGACCACAACGGGACAUUCAGAACUGCCAGCAAGCAGUCGAAAAACAUCCUCAAAUGACCCUGAAUACCUGUGUAAGUGGAUGGGGCUGCCCUAUGCUGAGUGCAGCUGGGAGGAUGAGGCACUGAUCAGCAAGAAAUUCCAGCACUGUAUCGACAGCUUCAACAACCGUAACAACUCCAAAACCAUUCCCACCCGGGACUGCAAGGUAUUGAAGCAGAGACCGAGGUUUGUUGCCUUGAAGAAACAGCCCUCUUACACUGGUGGUGAGAACCUGGAGCUGCGCGAUUACCAGCUGGAGGGCCUCAACUGGCUCGCUCACUCCUGGUGCAAGAACAACAGCGUGAUCCUGGCUGAUGAAAUGGGACUUGGCAAGACGAUUCAGACAAUAUCAUUCCUGUCGUACCUCUUCCAUCAGCACCAGCUCUAUGGCCCUUUCCUGUUGGUGGUGCCCUUGUCCACUCUCACCUCGUGGCAGAGAGAGUUUGAAGUGUGGGCACCUGAGAUAAACGUGGUGGUUUACAUCGGAGACCUCAUGAGCAGGAACAUGAUACGGGAAUAUGAGUGGAUCCACUCUCAGUCUAAAAGGUUGAAAUUCAAUGCACUUAUCACAACAUAUGAGAUCCUCCUCAAGGAUAAGGCUGUUUUGGGAAGUAUUAACUGGGCCUUUCUAGGCGUGGAUGAAGCCCAUCGGUUGAAAAACGAUGACUCUCUGCUGUACAAAACACUGAUUGAUUUCAAGUCCAACCACAGGCUGCUGAUCACCGGCACCCCACUUCAAAAUUCCCUCAAAGAACUCUGGUCCCUGCUGCAUUUCAUCAUGCCAGAGAAGUUUGAGUUCUGGGAGGAUUUUGAAGAGGAUCAUGGGAAGGGUAGAGAGAAUGGCUACCAGAGCCUUCACAAGGUCCUGGAGCCGUUUCUGCUACGCAGAGUGAAGAAGGAUGUGGAGAAAUCGCUGCCAGCCAAAGUGGAGCAGAUCCUCCGGGUGGAAAUGUCUGCUUUGCAGAAACAGUAUUACAAGUGGAUCUUGACAAGAAACUACAAAGCUCUUUCAAAGGGAACAAGGGGGAGCACCUCUGGUUUCCUGAACAUUGUGAUGGAGUUGAAAAAGUGCUGCAACCAUUGCUACCUUAUCAAACCUCCUGAGGAAAACGAGAGAGAGAACGGCCUUGAGACCCUGCAGUCUCUGAUCAGGAGCAGUGGAAAGCUAAUUCUCUUGGACAAGCUGCUGACCAGGCUGCGGGAGAGAGGUAACAGAGUGCUCAUCUUCUCCCAGAUGGUGAGGAUGCUGGACAUCUUGGCAGAGUACCUGACUAUCAAACACUAUCCUUUUCAGCGCUUGGACGGCUCCAUCAAAGGGGAGAUCCGAAAGCAGGCGCUCGACCACUUCAACGCGGACGGCUCUGAGGACUUCUGUUUCUUGUUAUCAACACGAGCUGGAGGGCUGGGAAUUAACUUGGCCUCUGCUGAUACUGUUGUUAUCUUUGACUCGGACUGGAACCCCCAGAAUGAUCUCCAGGCUCAGGCUCGGGCUCACCGAAUCGGACAGAAGAAGCAGGUGAAUAUUUACCGCCUGGUCACAAAGGGAACCGUAGAGGAGGAGAUCAUUGAGAGGGCCAAGAAGAAGAUGGUGCUGGAUCAUUUGGUGAUCCAGCGUAUGGACACCACUGGCCGGACUGUUCUGGACAACACCUCUGGGCAAUCCAACUCAAACCCUUUCAACAAAGAGGAGCUGACAGCUAUUCUGAAAUUUGGAGCUGAAGAUCUCUUCAAGGAGCUUGAAGGGGAGGAGUCAGAACCUCAGGAGAUGGACAUUGAUGAGAUUUUACGUCUGGCUGAAACACGAGAGAAUGAAGUGUCCACCAGUGCCACCGAUGAGCUCCUCUCCCAGUUCAAGGUGGCCAACUUUGCAACCAUGGAGGAGGAGGAGACAGAGCUGGAGGAGCGAUCCCAGAAGGACUGGGAUGAUAUCAUUCCAGAGGAGCAGAGGAAAAAGGUGGAGGAGGAAGAAAGGCAGAAAGAACUGGAGGAAAUCUAUAUGCUGCCUCGAAUCCGGAGCUCAACUAAAAAGGCUCAGACGAAUGACAGUGAAUCAGAUGCAGAAACCAAGAGAAGGCUUCAGAGAUCAUCUGGAUCAGAAAGCGAGACGGAUGAUACUGAUGACGAGAAGAGACCAAAGCGCAGGGGGCGUCCUCGGAGUGUGAGAAAAGACACUGUGGAAGGAUUUACUGAUGCUGAAAUCAGGAGGUUUAUCAAGGCUUACAAGAAAUUUGGAUUGCCUCUUGAACGGCUGGAGUGUAUUGCCCGGGAUGCUGAGCUGGUGGAUAAGUCUGUGGCUGAUCUGAAACGAUUAGGAGAACUCAUCCACAAUAGCUGUGUGUCAGCAAUGCAGGAAUAUGAGGAACAACUGAAAGAAAAUCCAGGUGAAGGGAAAGGACCUGGGAAAAGAAGAGGUCCUACUAUCAAGAUUUCUGGUGUCCAAGUCAAUGUGAAAUCCAUCAUCCAGCAUGAAGAGGAGUUUGAAAUGCUGCAUAAAUCCAUUCCUACGGACCCAGAGGAGAGGAAGAAGUACCGCCUGACGUGCCGGGUCAAAGCUGCCCAUUUUGAUGUCGACUGGGGAGUGGAGGAGGAUUCCCGGUUGUUGGUGGGAAUUUAUGAGCAUGGCUAUGGAAACUGGGAGCUGAUUAAAACAGAUCCAGAAUUGAAACUAUCUGAUAAGAUCCUACCUGUUGAGACAGAUAAAAAACCUCAGGGAAAACAGCUCCAGACCCGAGUUGAUUAUCUACUGAAACUGCUGAAGAAGGACCUGGACAAAAAAGAAAACAUGAAAGAUGGGGAAGAGGGCAAGCUAAAGAAGAGGAAACCACGAGUAAAGAAAGAGAACAAGGCUCCCAAAGUCAAAGAUGAGCAUGGGAAUGAACUCCUCUCUCCUCGGCACUCAGACAACCAGUCAGAAGAAGGUGAAGUCAAGGAGGAUGGCUUGGAAAAUUGCCCAGUGAAAAAGAAACAGAAGAAAAAAGAGAACAAAGAGAACAAGGAAAAACAGACAACCACUAAGAAGGAAAAAGAAAGUGAUAAAGAGAAAAAGAAGACAAAAGACAAGAAAGAGAAGCCUAAAGGUGGUGAAGCCAAAUCUGGAAAUAAAGGGAAGAGAUCGCAAGGUCCUGUCCAUAUUACUGCAGGGAGUGAACCGAUUCCCAUUGGGGAAGAGGAAGAUGAUGAUCUGGACCAAGAAACAUUCAGCAUAUGCAAGGAAAGGAUGAGACCAGUCAAAAAAGCACUGAAGCAACUCGAUAAGCCCGAUAAGGGACUGACGGUUCAAGAACAGCUGGAGCACACCCGCAGCUGCCUCCUAAAAAUUGGGGACCGCAUCUCUGAGUGCCUUAAAGCCUACACUGACCAGGACCAUAUCAAGUUAUGGAGAAGGAACCUGUGGAUAUUUGUGUCAAAAUUCACAGAAUUUGAUGCCAGAAAACUGCACAAACUCUACAAGAUGGCUCAUAAGAAAAGAUCACAGGAAGAGGAGGAGCAGAAGAAGAAGGAGGACAUGUCCAGCAUGAAGAAGCCGUUCCGCCCAGAGCCUUCAGGCUCCAGCCGCGACUCUGUGAUGUCCCAGUCUCACGUGCCUCACAAUCCCCAUUCCCAGAAAAUCCACCUGCCCCCUUCCCAUGCCCAGCAGCAGAUGCAUGGGCACCCACGGGACAACUAUGGCCAUCCAAACAAGAGACAUUUCAGCAACACGGACCGAGGAGAAUGGCAGAGGGAUCGGAAGUUCAACUACGGUGGCAACAGCAACCAGAUGUGGGGCGGGGAGCGGCACCACCAGUACGAGCAGCACUGGUACAAGGACCACCACUACGGGGAUCGGCGGUCUCGUGGGGAGCCCCACCGGAGCUCUGGGAGCUACAGACCCAAUAACCUCUCCCGCAAGAGGCCCUAUGAACAGUACAACAGUGACCGAGACCACCGAGGCCACCGAGAUUAUUACGACAGGCACCACCAUGAUUCCAAGCGUCGGCGAUCGGAUGAGUUCAGGCCUCAGAACUACCACCAGCAGGAUUUCAGACGGAUGUCUGACCACAGGCCGCCCAUGGGAUACCAUGGCCAAGGACCUUCGGACCACUACCGGUCCUUCCACACAGACAAAUCGGGAGAUUACAAACAGCCUCUCCCUCCACCUCACGCUGGAGUGUCGGACCCUCGCUCACCCCCCUCUCAGAAAUCCCCCCUCGAUCCCAAGUCACCUCUGGAUCACAGGUCACCUCUGGAUAGGUCAUUAGAACAGAAAACCAAUCCAGAUUAUAACUGGAACAUUCGGAAAACAUAA